AUGAUCGACCACGAAGGCUUCCCGGCCAUCGUCUCCUCCAUCGUCGACUACUCGCCUGAGAGCGCACUGCACGCGUGGCGCGGUACGAGCAGGUAUUACAAGCUCAAGGCGGACGCCGCACUGCUCAAGCACAUCACGCUCGACGUCCCACGCUGCAGCGCUGGACGGCGCCUCUCGGCGUCCCGUGGGCGUCCUCUACAUGUUCGCAGCUCUAGCGGACGACGGAUUCCCGGAUUGGCGUGGGAGAACCCCGACGCGUCCCCUGCUGAGCGCCAAACUUGGUCGGCCAUGCUCAAGGCGAAUGUAAAGGUCGUCGAUUACGCCGCUGAGAUUGCGUUUCCAGACGAUGACGCAAAGCUCGCAUCUGCACUGAGCGAUGUCGGACUCCUCCGCCGCCUUUUCAACGCCUUGGACAUCAUCCCGUGGCGCCUCGACUGUUGGCGCUAUGCGCUGCCUGCGAUGCGAGUCGUCGACUACGUGUGUCUCGGGACACGGCCAGUCUCUGAAAAGGCACAUGUGCAUGGUUCAGAGGAGAUGGAGGAGGAAGAAGAGAACGACGACGAAGAUGACUAUCGACAUGUCAUCCUUGACAUGCCACCCAGCGUCAAGUCAAGUGUCACAGUGAUUCGGUACGACCCGGCACACGCAGUCGAGAUGCCGUACAGGUGGCAAUUCUGGGACCGGUCAGGACACGCAUCCUUCGUGUGCGUGUUUGUGAACACGCCGUCGGGCCUGCUUGCCAGUGAGGCUCAUGUUCCACCACAGCGGCCGUGGUCGUUUGUGCGGCCCCUCAUCCGUGCCCUUCGCAGUUACGCACCAAGUACGCGCCCUGUGCUUGUGGGCAUCACCGAGAUCCCACGCCCGGCAAUCGGACUCGAGGAGGACACGAGCGACGACGACGUGCGCGCGUCAUUCCUCGAGAUCCUCAUUGCAGAGGUACUGAGCUGGGACGACGUUUUGCCUGGUCGCCUCCGCCGAAUCACAGAAUCAAUCACGUUCCUCACACACGCAGAGUACCGCCAGCGUGUGGGCGCCGAGGCGUACGAGCUCGAGGUUGGAGGCAAGGUUUUUACGCAGAGGGAAGAGCCAGACGCGCGCGAGGUGCUUCGCCAGCUCCGGAUCUAA
Cutaneotrichosporon cavernicola is the source of this 1125-nucleotide messenger RNA. RefSeq lists its product as uncharacterized. The record is from RefSeq and is a predicted model, not a curated record. NCBI's taxonomy places the organism in Eukaryota, Fungi, Basidiomycota, Tremellomycetes, Trichosporonales, Trichosporonaceae. The transcript has a single exon. Bases 1 to 1125 code for a protein of 374 amino acids.